This is a messenger RNA of Hibiscus syriacus, 1793 nucleotides long. RefSeq lists its product as uncharacterized. The record is from RefSeq and is a predicted model, not a curated record. Gene Ontology annotation, molecular function: catalytic activity. Lineage: Eukaryota; Viridiplantae; Streptophyta; Magnoliopsida; Malvales; Malvaceae. Gene Ontology annotation, biological process: GPI anchor biosynthetic process. The transcript is spliced from 3 exons. Bases 274 to 1746 code for a protein of 490 amino acids. Gene Ontology annotation, cellular component: endoplasmic reticulum.
UACGUAUGCAUAUCCGAUCGAUACAAGUAUAUCCGAUUAUUCUAUUCAGGUUCUCAGUACAUAAUAUGUACCGAUUAGAGACAAUGACAUAAAUCUUGGUUUCAUAUAAUUGGUAGCAGUUGAUUUAGCUUUGUCGUGUUGUUGAAGGAGCUCAACAAUCUUUGCGCCAUUUUCAACUCCCGCCACAUUACUUGACGGAGCAGUUGGGGAUCUUUCGUCUCUUUAACUAUUUUUUCAAGUCCUUUUUUGCAACCACAUUUCGAGUUUUCUCCGAUGCAGACCGGAAAGAUUCGAGAGUUCUUUUGCAGUGAUCAGGGGUCUUCCAUGUUGAGGAUUCUGAGAAGAAAACUACGGCAUCUUUGCUCGAGAAUACAGCGGCUGAUGCGGAAGCGACCGAGGACGAAGGUCAUCAUCCGAAGGCUUGGGAGGUUGAACUCGAAAGUUCAUCGAAAAGGAGAUGUUGGAACCAAAAUUUCCAACAUUGAUUUAUAUGGCAACUUGGGAUUUUGCAAUCCUAAAAGACCAAUAAGAAUUGCAACUUUUAAUGUUGCUAUGUUCUCUCUUGCACCAGCCAUUUCAGAAGCUGACGAAGCUGGUUUAUUUAGCUAUGGAGAUGAUGAUUAUAUCGGUUUCAAAGCUCCGCUUGAGUUCGGUAUUCAUAACAAGUCUCCGAAUCAUUAUCCGAAGAGUAUACUCAAGCAAUCUCCCCUGCAUAACUCCCACAAGCAAAACAAGCUCUCCAGAUCAAACCUCAAGGUUUCAAUCAACCUUCCUGAUAAUGAGAUUUCAUUGGCACGGAGUAAAUUUCUAAGCUUCAUCGAGGACGUAAACGAGGGCACAUCAGACUCAAUCACUAACAGAAUCAAUCGGGGGAAUGUAAUUAUGAGAUCGCCCGUUUGUUUGCCUGCGAAUAUGAUCAAAUUCUGGAAUGAAGGGGGCUCAAAAAACGGCAGAAGCAUUGCAGAAGUGCUUAGGGAGCUUAAUGCUGAUAUCUUAGCUUUGCAAGAUGUGAAAGCAAAUGAAGAAGAAGGGAUGAAGCCAUUAUCUGAUUUAGCUUCAGCACUCAAAAUGAAGUACGUUUUUGCCGAAAGUUGGGCUCCGGAAUACGGAAAUGCGAUCCUCUCGAAAUGGCCAAUCAAACAAUGGACCGUACAAAAGAUAGCCGACGACAACGAUUUCAGGAAUGUGCUCAGGGCCACCAUUGAUGUACCAUGGGCUGGAGAUGUGAACUUCUAUUGCACCCAACUUGAUCAUUUAGAUGAAAACUGGAGAAUGAAGCAAAUCAAAGCAAUAAUUGAAUCAAACAGCUCUCCUCACUUAUUACUUGGAGGUUUAAACUCUCUUAAUGCAUCAGAUUACUCGUCAGAAAGAUGGACAGAUAUUAUCAAGUACUACGAGGACAUAGGCAAACCAAGACCAAGAACUGAAGUCAUGAAGUUGCUGAGGGGAAAAGAGUAUGUAGAUUCCAAAGACUAUGCUGGUGAAUGUGAACCGGUGGUCAUCAUUGCCAAAGGCCAAAAUGUUCAGGGAACCUGCAAAUAUGGGACACGAGUCGAUUACAUUUUAGCAUCACCGAACUCUCCGUAUACCUUUCUUCCCGGAUCGUACUCUGUGAUUUCAUCAAAAGGUACUUCGGAUCACCAUAUUGUUAAGGUCGAUAUUGUGAAAGAAAGUGAGAAAUCUCAGAAAAAUGUCAUAAAAAAGCAUAUGAAUGUUGCCCAAAAGCUAGUAUGUUUAACGAACUGAAGAUGCUUUAGAAGCAUUUGGAACAUAAAUGCUUGAUGUUUUAUUUC